UUUUUCGUUAUUGUUUUUUUUUGUGUAUAUGUGUAGCUUUUGCCAAUAAAAAUCAUCGUCAUUUACAAUCAUCGACGUUGCUGUGGACGAUAGUAUAAAUCUUUUAAUUUACAACGAGCAGAAAUUGGUAAUUAUUUUUUCAAGAUCAUUAAAUCAUCAUUGAAAAAUUUUACCGGAAAGAAACUUUGACGAACAAGCAAAAUAUAAAUUUCCAUAUCGUUUGUCUUUGUCGUUUCCAUUGUUUUCCGGAUUAAAUUUGAUUAUUUUUUUGAAAUUUAUAAAUUAAGAAAUGGCCCUUUUUCGUUUUGGCAAUAUGGAUGAUAUGUUUGGGAACAUUGAUAACAUGAUGAAUCAGAUGAUGGGUGGAAUGUUUGAUCCAUUUGCAAUGACACCAUUUGGUCGUCCUGGUCAGAAUAUGAUGUCACCAUUCAAUCAUAUGAAUCAAUUCCAGAAUAUGUUCUCACAGGCAUCACAGAUGCAAGCUAAUCCUGGUACAUCAUUUGUUUCUUCAUCAUUCAUUUCAUAUUCAAGUAAUGGUAAUCAACCACCGCAAGUGUAUGAAGAAACAAAAAUGAAUCAUGUUGGUCCUAGUGGUGUUCGCGAAGAACGUCAUACAGUACGUGAUUCACGUACCGGUUUACAGAAAAUGAAAGUAGGUCGACAUAUCCAAGAUCGUGGCCAUGUGAUGGAACGAAGUCGAAAUAAUUAUACUGGCGAUGAAGAAGAGAACAAUGAAUUCAUCAACAUCGAGGAAGAGGAAGCACCACAAUUUCAACAGGAAUGGUCAUCACGUAUGUCACGAGCCUAUCCAAAUGGACAACAGCAACAAUAUUUGCAACAGGCACCACAACGUACACGUUUGGCCAUCACUGCUGGACCAAGUAAUGAUAAUCAUUAUCAAUAUCAAUCAACACAAUCACCUGGUCCAAUUAUAACACAUCCACCUAGUACAUCACCACCGCCGACAGCCAAUCUAUCGACCAGUAAUAAUAGUAAUUCGUAUCAAUAUUAUCAUCAUGAUUCACCAUCAUCAUCUAGUAAAUCAAGUAAAGUGAAAAAAGCUAAAGAAAUGAAAAAUAGAAAAUAUAAAAAGCCGACCAAUAAUAAUGGCAAGAAAAAUGAGUGAAAAAUCCAUUGUGAAGAAUUGUGAAAUCUUAAAUUUCUUUCUUUCAAUCUUCUUUUUCUUCUUCAAAACCAACAUCACCAAAUAUCAUCAUUAUCAUAAUAAUUAUAA
This is a messenger RNA of Dermatophagoides farinae (American house dust mite), 1234 nucleotides long. The record is from RefSeq and is a predicted model, not a curated record. Lineage: Eukaryota; Metazoa; Arthropoda; Arachnida; Sarcoptiformes; Pyroglyphidae.